AUGGGUAGCAUAUCCCCUCCGCGGAAGGGAGAAGACCCCAUCGCUGUUAUCGGAAGUGCCUGCCGUUUCCCCAGUUCUUUGAACUCUCCUUCGAAGUUUUGGGAUUUUCUUUGCAAGCCCCAUGACCUCCUCACCGACAUCCCCAAGGAUCGAUUCAAUGCGAAUGGAUUCUAUCACCCCAAUGGAUUGCACCAUGGAACCUCAAACGUCAAGCAAUCGUACUUUCUACAGGAGGACUUCCGUGCUUUCGAUGCAGGCUUUUUCAAUAUCAAGCCGGUUGAAGCUCAUUCGAUUGAUCCGCAGCAGCGCCUGCUAUUGGAGACAGUGUAUGAGUCUCUGGAAGCGGCCGGGCUAUCAGUUGAAGGGCUUUUCGGCUCCCAAACUGGUGUUUACGUUGGUUUGAUGUGUGAAGACUAUAUCGACCAUCUCCAACGUGACAUCAAUGCAGCACCUACUUACUUGCCAACGGGCACAGCGCGGAGCAUCAUCUCAAAUCGUAUCUCCUACUUUUUCAACUGGCAUGGGCCAUGCAUGACGAUUGAUACCGCCUGCUCUUCUAGUUUGGUAGCUGUGCACCAAGCCGUUCAACUUCUACGCAGUGGAGAGUCGGACCUUGCUGUUGCUGCGGGUGCGAAUCUCAUCAUUUGCCCGGAGCUUUAUAUCGGCGAGUCUAAACUUAAAAUGCUUUCGCCAAGUAGCCGAUCUCGAAUGUGGGAUAUCGAUGCCGAUGGUUAUGCUCGCGGGGACGGCGUUGCAGCUGUCAUUUUGAAAAAACUUAGCCGGGCGAUAGAGGACGGUGACCAUAUCGAAUGCAUUAUUCGCGAAUCGGGUGUGAAUCAGGAUGGCCGAACAAAGGGGAUCACAAUGCCGAAUGAACUUGCGCAAAUGGACUUGAUUGCUCGAACCUAUGCUAAAGCUGGGCUAGAUCCCCAUAACAAAGAAGAGCGCUGUCAAUAUUUUGAAGCCCAUGGUACAGGAACUACAGCGGGCGAUGCUCGUGAAGCGGAAGCUAUUAGUAAAGCCUUUUUUGGGCCGGAGGGCAAAAGCUCCGAUCACGAUGAACUGCUGUACGUCGGCUCCGUAAAAACAGUCAUUGGCCACACUGAGGGCACUGCAGGUAUUGCUGGCCUCCUAAAAGCCUCGCUUGCGGUGCAGCAUGCAGUUAUUCCGCCCAAUCUGCUAUUCAACACCCUUAGCCCGGCAGUUGAGCCAUUUUACCAUAACCUCGAGAUAGCUACGGUUGCUAAGCCUUGGCCGAAGGUCACCGGCCCUCGCAGAGCCAGCGUCAACAGUUUUGGUUUUGGUGGUACUAAUGCCCAUGUUAUUGUGGAGAAUUUUGACCAUCUAGCCAGAGCUGGCCAGGAUACUUUCUCAUUUACACCGUUUGUCUUCUCUGCUACCACCGAUCAGAGUUUACGGCGAAUGCUGAUGGCUUAUUCCGCGCAUCUAAAGGCUAAUCCUAGUUUGAACAUCCGCGAUCUGUCGUAUACCCUCCACUCUAGGAGGUCAGAAUUUGCUGUGAGGACUGCCUUCGCAGCGGCAACCGUUAGUGAUCUCGCUUUCAAGAUAGACGCACACCUUGAGACCAUAACACGUAGCUCCGACCAAGGAACAGGAGCUGGUAUUCGACCAAUGAACGCUUCACCCCGAAUACUUGGAAUAUUUACCGGCCAAGGCGCCCAGUGGGCGACGAUGGGGUGUCGAUUAAUAACACAAUCUCAAUACGCGAGAAAUUUCAUAGAAGGCCUUGAUAGAGUUCUUCAAGCCCUACCCGAAUCUGACCGUCCACAUUGGUACAUUAUAGACGAGUUAUUAGCUGAUAACCCAAAAUCCCGCCUUGGAGAAGCCUUGAUAUCGCAACCACUCUGCGUAGCUAUUCAGCUACUUCUAGUUGACUUGCUACGAAAUGCCGGAAUCAAAUUCACAGCGGUUGUCGGCCAUUCGUCAGGGGAAAUAGUCGCCGCUUACGCCGCAGGACUACUAUCUCGCAGUGCCGCCAUAAUAAUAGCGUUUUAUCGGGGCCUUUAUACAUCGCUCGCUGGGAAUGGACGGCCCGGUGCAAUGAUGGCAGUCGGAACAUCAUAUGACGAUGCGAAAGAUCUUUGCGACUCGGAUAUAUUUGAGAAUCGACUCUGCGUUGCGGCUUGUAACUCUUCAUCCAGCGUUACUUUAUCCGGAGAUGCCGAUGCCAUCCAAGAGGCUAAAAUCAUUUUCGAAGACGAAAAGAAGUUUGCUAGAGUUUUGAGAGUUGAUACAGCUUAUCACUCACAUCAUAUGUUUCCAUGUGGGGGUCCUUAUGUCGAAGCCCUGCAUAAGUCACACAUUCAGCUUGAAAUAUCAACGAAGAGGUGUUCCUGGUUUUCUAGUACCUACCAUGGCAAAAGGAUGGAAGCAUGCGAGGAUCUACGGGGAACAUAUUGGAAAGAUAACAUGGUUAACCCCGUUCUAUUUUGUCAAUCAAUUGAAGCUGCUGCCGAGAAAGAGGGCCCCUUUAACCUUGCGAUUGAAAUCGGGCCUCACCCGGCUUUGAAAGGACCCGGACUGCAAACGCUACAAGACAUAUAUGGCCAGGAAAUACCUUACGUUUGCCCUCUCAAUCGUGGCUCUGAUGAUAUUAUUGCUUUUGGGGACGCGCUUGGGUAUAUUUGGUCGCAAAUUGCCCCAUCCGUGGUUAAUUUUGAUCGGUACGACAAUAUACUUUUUGGAAACAAGCACCGGCAGUUAUUGAAAGGGCUGCCAACGUACACUUGGGAUCAUGACCGCACUUACUGGCAUGAAACUCGUAUAUCUCGGGCAUAUCGUUUACGGAAUGACGCGCCCCACCCGCUUCUGGGAGCCAGGUUACCUGAUGGUGUCAAGGAAGAAAUUCGCUGGCGAAACCUUCUGAAGGUAGGCGAGUUGCCCUGGGUCCAUGGGCAUCAACUUCAAGGUCAAAUGGUCUUUCCAGCUGCGGCUUACAUCUCUACAGCAAUUGAAGCGGCGCGGUCCCUUGUAGGUGAUAUGUCACCCAAUCUUGUCGAGAUCACAAAUUUUGUUAUCGGGCGACCAUUAACUUUUGAUGAUGACGAAUCUGGAAUCGAGACGUUGUUUACUCUCUCCAACAUUUCUGAAAAUGGUCAUGGAUUUUCUGCAUUGUUUACCUAUCAUGCAUGCACAAAUCGUGAUGCGGACACAUUAUCGAGUUUGGCUACGGGACGAAUUCUGGUGGCCAAUGGCAACUCGGGGCCGGAUUUACUACCAACUCGAGAUCCUGCGCGCUCCAAUAUGAUUCCUGUUGUUGCAGACCAGUUUUAUACCUCGCUCGACAACUUGGGAUAUGGAUAUACUGGUGAUUUUCGAUCACUAGCUUGCAUGAAACGGAAGUUAAAUUUUGGUUCCGCAAUGGUUACUGUGCCGGCACAAGAACCCCACGAGGUUCUGCUUGUGCAUCCGGCACUCCUAGACGCUGCGUUCCAGUCCAUCUUUUUAGCUUACUGUUGGCCGGAUGAUGGGAGUCUAGAACAGCUCUACGUCCCGACUCGCAUUGAAAGCAUUCGAGUCAAUAUUCCGCUAUGUACGCAGAGCAUGGCCUCUGGAAUUUCGCUGGCAGUCGAUUCCCGUAUAACAGAUAACCCAUUAACCAGUAGUGGGAUAUGUGGAGAUGUUAGUAUUUUCGCGGAUGACGCACAAUCUACCAUGAUACAAGUUGAAGGAGUGGCCGUCGUUUCCUUUUCAGAAGGGGGAGAACAGUUUGAUCGUCAAAUGCUGUCAGGGCACAUUUGGGGCCCAGCGCUUCCAGAGGUUCCACACGGUGACCGAGCAACGGAAGAAGACUAUGAACUAGCCUGGUGUCUUGAACGAGUUUCGGUAUAUUACGUACAAAAAAUAAAGGCUGAACUUAAGCCUGAGGAUUGGGAUAAUUCCGAAUGGUAUCAUCGAGCACUUCUGGAAUUUUUUGACAGCAUUCUCUCACAAGCUCUAAAAGGGACACAGCCAUAUGUCAGGAAAGAAUGGCUCGAUGAUACUUGGGAAGACAUCUCACACAUAUUGGACAGAUACCCUGACAGUAUUGAGAUGAGACUGACUUGCGCCGCCGGCCAAAAUCUAGCGUCAGCAAUCCGCGGGGAAACGAACAUUCUCCAACAUCUAAUGGCAAAUAAUUUGUUAAAUGACUAUUAUACCGACGCCUUGGGCCUCCGGGAGACCACAAAGGUCCUUAGUAAAACGGUUGCUAGUCUUGUUCACCGGUAUCCUCAUAUGGACAUACUUGAGAUAGAUAUCUCGACGGGAUUUUUCGAAGCCGCUCAACGAGUUUUCGCCGAUUAUGCCCCUGGGAUGAUUUUCAAAGCAUUUGACCUAGAAAAGAACCCUGCGGAACAGGGUUAUGUGGAGCAUUCGUAUGACUUGAUCAUUGCUUCGAACGUUCUCCAUGCUACGCGCAGUCUCGAACGUACUUUGGAAAAUACGCGCCGGCUUUUGCGACCUGGAGGUUAUCUGAUGAUGUUAGAGAUAACAAGCAAUGAUGUUAUCAGAGUUGGUUUCGCCAUGAGUGGGCUUCCGGGAUGGUGGUUGGGUCGCGACGAAGGGCGUUUGCUAUCGCCCUGUGUCUCAGUUGCCGAAUGGCAUCACCUGCUUCUAAAUACUGGGUUCUCUGGCAUAGAUUCCAUGUCCCCAGAACUAGAUGCUUUACCAUGGCCAAUGUCCGUUAUUGUGUCCCAAGCGGUUGACAUUGAAGUCAACUUCCUCCGAGAGCCUUUACUUCACUUAGGUCAGAGCCCUGGAUUGCGGAAUUGGGAUUUGAUUAUUAUCGGUGGACGAACCAUGCGGACUAUACGUUUGAUCCAGGAAGUUUGCCGGCUCCUUUCGCCCCUGGAUAUUCAGGUCACUCAAUUUCGCUCGCUGACGGAUAUUGAUUCCACUUUGAUGUCUCCUACAAGUUUCGUCCUUAGCGUGACGGAGCUUGACAAACCGAUAUUUAAAGAUCUAACCGAGGAAUCGAUGACCAGUCUUAAGUCGCUACUUGACUAUCAAAGAACAGUUUUAUGGAUUACCCAAGGCUGCAGAGCUGCAGAGCCGUACAUGAAUAUGACUGUCGGGUUUGGACGCACCUUGACCUUGGAGAUCCCUGACCUUCAGUUACAAUUUCUAGACUUUGAGGCAAACGAAAAGCCAAAUGCUUCAAUUCUAACAGAAGCCCUCCUACGACUGCAUUUCAGGCAGGUUGACCGUGUUCUGUGGUCAUUGGAACAGGAAAUAGCAUACGAAGGCGGCAAACAAAUUAUCCCACGGCUAAUUCCAAACAAGGCUCAAAAUGACCGAUAUAAUGCGUCCAAGCGGACCAUAGUGAACAGCGUGGACGUGCAAAAUACUCCAGUCUAUUUGAAUAAAAUGGGUGGCAUCUAUCAUCUAACUGAAGGAGAUUGUACCCCGAAAGGAAACGAGAUUCUUGUGAGAGUUAGCCAUUCCAUUUUAUUUCCAGUCGCGGCCACGAUCUAUGCCAUUGUUGGGACCACCGCUUCAACCGGUCAGACGGUCGUAUCUUUUCCGAAUGUGAACGGUUCGCACAUCCUCGUGGGCCCUAACGAUUUUAUCGAUUGCCCCGGCGUGAAAGGAAAGGAAGGUCGAUUCCUGUCUUUGCUAGAUACUGAAAUUCGAGUGGAUGACAUGCUCUCUGUUUGCGCAUCCAAUACCAAUGUUCUCGUUUACAAUCCAAAACCCGAUAUAGCAGCCAGAUUACAAGACCGCGCUACGGAAAAACGCCUAUCAAUCUUUUUCACAACAACAGAUGCCCAAGAUACUGGUUUCCCGUGGAUUGUGAUACACCCGCAUGCUCCUCGCUGCACGGUUCAGGCAUUACUGCCACAAGGAGUUUGUACUUUUAUCAAUUGCUCGGGCCCAGCUGAUCGGACCGGGUCGUUAAUCGCUUCCUGUCUCCCUAAACUAUGCUUUCAAGCAACUUUGACCGAUGAUGGACUUAAUGUUCAAUCAAAGGGGCAGAAUUCAACAGAGCACCUUCGGCUUGCAGUAACAAGGUCCCUAUCAAUAUUGGAUACUGAUAGACAAGUUUCAAGGGCCAUCAAAGAUGUCAAUGAUGUUUUAAACCAGCCAGUAUUAACCGAAAACCUAGUUCUAAACUGGAGUAACCUCUCCAAAGUUCCAGUUAGAAUUUCUUCGAUCGAUAAACAAAUUCGCUUCUCGGCAGACAAAACAUAUGUACUCUUUGGCCUAAGCAGCGACCUUGGGCAAUCGUUAUGCAACUGGAUGGCCAGCCACGGCGCUCGGAACCUUGUUAUAACAAGCCGUAAUCCAAAAGUAGAUCCUCGAUGGAUAUUAGAGAUGGAGUCAUUGGGUGUAGCGGUACACAUCUACUCCAAUGAUAUCACCGACAAAAAGGCCCUCGAGAUGCUGGUUGCUGAGAUUAGGCGGGUUCUCCCGCCCAUUGCCGGCAUCAUGCACGGCGCUAUGGUUCUUGAAGACACCGCAUUCUUUGAUAUGUCCUUUGAAACCAUGGAUAAAGUAUUGAGGCCCAAGGUUUUGGGGAGCAUUCAUUUGGACGAGUUAUUUCAGGACAACUCUUUGGAAUUCUUCAUAUUUUUCUCCUCUCUAACUUCGGUGGCAGGAAACCGCGCUUUCCAGCGCCGCAGAAAAGGCCUUGCAGCAUCUGUUAUACACAUCGGUGCAGUUAUGGGGGUGGGAUAUGUGACGCGAGAAGUUGCCGAGUCGGUAUUCUCUACAAUCUUCAAAGCCGGGUUUCGAUGGAUGUCUGAGCGUGGCUUUCAUCAAUGUAUUGCUGAGGCCAUUCUUGCUGGAAAACCCGAGUCCCACGCCAACCCAGAGAUUGUAACUGGCCUACGAGUUAUCAACAAAAACGAAGAAGAGCCGGCUCCGUGGAUGAAUAUUCCACGAUUUCAGCACUGCAUCAAACUUGGCAAGUUAAACGAAUGGAAGACAAAAGGGAGUAGCACGAUCAUCUCGAUAAAGGUACGGCUCCGUGAAUGUGUAUCACAAGAAGAAGCACUUCAUAUAAUAAAAGAUGCUUUUUUCGAGAAGCUGCAAGCCGCCCUCCAGCUUCAGUUAGAAGACUCUGCAGCCAAAGACCAAGUGCUAAGUCAAAGUGCAGACGAGCUUGGAAUCGAUUCCCUCGUUGCGGUUGAGAUAAGGUCCUGGUUUCUAAAAGAGCUGGAAGUUGAUAUGCCCGUACUUAAGAUCCUUGGAGGAGCUACCAUUGCUGACCUCUUUACCUUUACGCUGGACAAACUGCCUGCAGAGCUGGCACCACAUAGAGGCACACCCACAGACAUAUCCGCUUCUAGCGACAGUGUCCUGACAGAUAAUCCAACCCAGACCCCUCAGUUGAUCUCCCAUUCUCCAGGAUCAGUCACAUCUCCACCCCCAGAGCCCGGCCCAAAAGUACCACCGAAUAUAGCAGCACGUAUUCCCGAAUAUCCCAACUCUAUCGCGAAAAAUGACCUGCAGAAACAACUUCCCAUGUCGUUUGGCCAGUCGAGGUUCUGGUUUCUGAGGCACUAUCUUGAAGAUCAAACCACCUUUAACGUGACAUUUUCCAUUCAAUUGCGCGGCUAUCUUCUAGUUAACGAUUUGGAAAGGGCUGUGAAAUUAAUAGGCGAAAGACACGAGGCUCUGCGAACACGCUUCUAUGUCGGAGACGAUGGAGUUCCCAUGCAAGGUAUCCUGAAAGUGUCUACUCUCCGCUUGGAAAAAAGAUCGAUACAGGAUGCAGCGCAAGUGGCCAAAGAAUUUGAAUCCAUGAGGAACCAUGUCUUUGACAUAGGAAACGGAGAAAUUAUGAGGGUUCUUCUCCUUAGCUCAGCGCCCACCGUCAACUAUAUCAUUAUUAGCUACCAUCAUAUUAACAUGGAUGGUGCUAGCCUGGAAGUCUUUCUCUCUGAACUUGAACUGGCAUAUACUCGCAAACCGCUUGUUCAACCAGUCUUUCAAUAUUCAGAAUUCUCUAAGCAGCAACGGCUAGAGUAUGAAACGGGUCAAAUGAACACCGAACUUGAAUACUGGAAAUCAGAGCUCGCGGGUAAGGUGCCAGUUCUUCCCCUGUUGUCGUUUUCAUCUACCAGGCAUCGAUCUCCCAUUGCAGUAUACGAACAUCAUCGAGAGGAUUGCCGAAUAGGCACCGAAUUAACAUCUCAGAUAAGAAAUAUGUGUCGAAAAAAUAAAGUGAACGUGUUUCACUUCUAUCUCGCAGUAUAUCAAGUGCUAUUGUUUAGAUUUUCCGAAGAGAGCGACCUCUGCAUUGGAAUGGCAGAUGCCAACCGUAACGAGACGAAGCUAGCACGGAGCAUAGGAAUGUACUUGAACCUACUUCCACUAUGUUUCCGCCUUGGUCGCGAUAAGGUCUUUACGGAUGUCCUUAAGGAAACUCGUCGAAAGGUAUACUCUGGCAUCGCUCACUCCCGAGUACCAUUCGACUUGCUGCUCGAAGAAUUGAAGACUCCCAGAUCUACCGAGUUCAGUCCUUUAUUCCAGGCGUUUAUUAACUAUCGACAGGGUGUCAAAGAGCAUAGAUACCUCGGAGAUUUGGAAGGCCAUGGUGAAGAAUAUGCCUUCGGGCGUACCGCAUAUGAUAUAACGUUGGAUAUCUUUGACAAUCCCGGGGAGAGCCCCCUGAUUAUGUUCAUUGUGCAAAAGCAAUUGUACUCAUCCAGCGAUGCUAAGAUUCUGGCCAAAGCUUAUUGCAGUCUUUUGGAUUAUUUCUCCCAAACUCCAACCGCAGCCGUGGAAAACGCGGCUCUAUUUACAGCAGAAGACAUCGCCAAAGGCUUCACGGUUGGCCAAGCUGCUAUAAUCAACACUGGGGUAACCCGAAAAUCGCGGUUGGCCGUCUUUCAGGCACCGACAACCGAUUGGGUGUGUUCGUUGCUCGCCAUUUGGAGAAUCGGCAGCGUUUAUGUUCCACUAGAUCCGAAUAUACCUUCGUCUCGCUUGAACGUCAUGCUCUCGGAUUGCCGGCCAUCCGCCGUUCUGGUACAUAACGAAACCUCUACGAUUAUAGGCGAAUUAGGCCUCACGGACGGCACACUUGUUGUCAACAUAUCCACCAUCUCUCAACAAUCUGAUAAAGAAACAGUAGAGGUUAUUGCUCAUGCAGAUGAUGCAGCGGUGAUUUUUUACACCAGUGGAACCACUGGAACUCCUAAGGGAGUCAUUUUAUCACACACUGGAUUGCGGAGUCGGAUGGAAUUUGCCGCAGUUUCCGCCCCGGGGGUUGUCCUUCAACAAAGCGCUCUAAGCUUUGACUUGUCCAUCUAUCAGGCAUUGCUUGCUCUGUCUCAUGCUGGGACCUUGGUUGUUGCGCCAAAAUCAAUCCGAGGCGAUCCGUUCGCCAUUUGCCAACUGCUACGCAGGGAAAAUGUUACAUAUACCAGCGCUACUCCCUCCGAGUACCUGAGCUGGAUUAACUAUGGUCGGUCUGAAUUGGUCAACGGAACGUCGUGGCGAUAUGCUAUGUCGUGCGGCGAGCAGUAUCCCCAGAAGCUGGUCAACGCAUUCCGAAGCAUUAACCUGCCAAACUUACGCUUACUGAACGCAUAUGGCCCGACAGAAAUAACAUUUGAGUCCAGCAACUUUGAAGUACCUGCGGUGGACGCACUGGAGAGCCAUCCAGUGCCGGUCGGGUAUACCUUGGCGAAUAGCUCGAUUGUUAUUUUAGAUGAAAAUUCGACACCGGUUCCGGUUGGAAUGCCAGGGGAAGUAUGUAUUAGUGGUGCCAGUUUGGCUCUGGGCUACCUCAAUGACGAAGCGCUCACCAGCAAAAAGUUCGUCUCCAACCCGCUCCCUUCAAGCGAGUUUUCGUCCCGUGGUUGGACCAAGAUGUAUCGAACAGGAGAUAAGGGAAGAUUCGCGGAAAACGGGGCCCUCGAGAUCCUUGGUCGCAUCGACGGCGACACCCAAAUCAAACUCAGGGGCAUUCGUAUCGAGCUGCAAGAUAUCGAAAACACUAUUCUCAGUUCGGCUGAGGGACAAUUGAGUGAAGUCGUUGUCACGAACCGUGGAGAUCCCACAGUGCUGGUAGCCCAUGCUGUACUCUCACCGACCGCGGGUAUCGAGGAUCAGCGCAAAUUUCUUCAAAACCUCUCGUCGUCCCUCCCUCUUCCUCAAUAUAUGAAGCCCGCCAUUAUCGCUCCUAUCGAUCGUAUACCUCUAAAUCUGCAUGGAAAGGUAGACAGGCGUGCUCUACAAAACAUUCCCCUGUCCAAUUUAAGUUGCCCAUCAGAUGAUAUUGCGGAACUAAGUGAGAUGGAAUCAGACGUUCUUCGGAUUUGGCAGGAAGUUCUCUCGGAGGACCUGUUCAAGAUGUCGCACAUUGAUAGAAAUUCAGACUUCUUCAAUAUAGGCGGAAACUCCAUGCUAUUGAUAAAAGUACAGGACCGCAUUCGCCGUCGCUUUGAUAUCAGCUUGCCAUUGAUUCGCCUCUUCGAAAAUAGCACCCUUGGUGCCAUGGCGGUAGCAAUUCAAAACUUGCCUGACGCAAAGGAUUUGGCCGUUGAUUGGGAUGCGGAAACCUCAAUUCCAGAAGGCUGGGAACAUGCGCCUUCGGGAGCCAUCACCAAUAGCCGCCCUCGUGUACUGGUUCUCACCGGCGCAACGGGAUUCCUAGGCAAAGAGAUCCUAGAGGAACUGCUUGUAUCGACUUCCGCGGAGACAAUUCACUGCAUUGCCGUGCGUACGGAUAGUAAACUUGACGAAUUCCGUUCAUCAGGCAGAGUGGUUAUUCACAAUGGAAACUUGAAUCAACCGCUCCUCGGCCUUUCCCAUGACAAUGCCAAUUCAAUCUUCAACGAGGCGGAUGCCAUCAUUCAUAACGGUGCUGACGUUUCAUUCCUCAAGACGUAUCGGUCUCUGAGAAUCUCGAAUGUCGAAUCUACUAAAGAACUCGUUAAGCUUGCUCUCAGUCGCCGCAUUCCGUUCCACUAUAUUUCCACGACAACGGUUGGUAGACUUGCAACGACAGAGAUAUUCGAAGAGGUUUCGCUGGCAUCAUUCCCACCACCUCCACAGUUCAACGAUGGCUAUCUGUCCUCAAAAUGGGCCAGUGAAGUUUUCCUUGAGAAGGUAAACGCCAAAUUCGGUUUGCCGGUGUGGAUUCAUCGACCGUCCAGCAUACUUGGUGAUGAUUCCGGUGAUCUUGACAUAAUGAAUAACGUGCUUAAAUACUCUUUACUUUCAAAGUCCUUUCCUCAAUCCAAGCUCUGGAAAGGCUACGUCGAUUUCGUUACUGCCGCGAAUGCUUCUAGUGCCAUUGUGAAGGAAAUUUUCAGGGUUCGAGCGGCGGAAGGCACUAUUACAUCUUCGUCCGUCAGGUACCUCCAUCACUCUGGGGACCUGGAGAUGCCGAUGGAUUCGAUGGAUGCAUUUAUGCAAGAAGAGGACGGCACCGGUCCUGCCUUCUCACAGCUACCUUUACGUGAGUGGGUACAGCUGGCAAAAGAGCAUGGUAUGAGUAGCCUAGUCGCUACAUACUUAAACGCCAUUGAGGAAUCCGGAGAGGAGAUGUUUUUCCCGAAACUAGUGAAAUCGUCAAGGAUAUAA
Molecule: messenger RNA, 11541 nt
Organism: Uncinocarpus reesii 1704
Lineage: Eukaryota; Fungi; Ascomycota; Eurotiomycetes; Onygenales; Onygenaceae
Exons: 8
Coding region: 1-11541 (3846 amino acids)
Biological process (GO): secondary metabolite biosynthetic process; fatty acid biosynthetic process
Molecular function (GO): 3-oxoacyl-[acyl-carrier-protein] synthase activity; fatty acid synthase activity; phosphopantetheine binding
Source: RefSeq, a predicted model, not a curated record